AUGCAAAAUCAACUACGCGGCCUUUUUUUCCUGUUGAACAAUUAUUGCAGAAAUGCCGGAACUGUUCGUUGCACAGGUAGAGUGAGACUUUUAUACACCUGUAACAGGUCUAACCAAGUCGCACGUACUUCCUUACAGAUUUGUGGAUUAACUCUUACAGUUGAUCUUGAUGGCCUGGCAGUUCUAUAUCUAGCCACGCUUCAGGCUCUAGCACACGGAACUCGUCACAUUAUAGAAAGCAUGAACAAAGCUGGACAUUUCAUCGAUACUCUGUCUCUUUGUGGCGGACUUACCAAGAACGAAUUGUUUAUUCAAACUCAUGCUGAUGUGACAGGAUUUCCUUGUGUUUUACCGCGCGAGAGUGAGUCAGUGCUCGUGGGCUCAGCGAUUUUGGGAGCAUGCGCAUCAGGCGACUUUACCUCUAUCCAGGUUGGUACAUGAACACUGUAACCUCGACGGUGACAUCAUUAAAAGAUCAAAUUUCUGCUUAAAAUAUUAAUGCAAAAUCAACUACGCGGGUGAUACGAAAAUAGGAACUGAUCACCAAAGAAAAACUGUCUUCAAACAUAGGAUAAAUAACCUUAAGGUCAUUUCCCAGUAUUGCAUUGCGCAUCCUUGCUGCGCAAUGCGCAUGAUUAGCGCGUGCGCAUUAAAAAAUGGCGGCUUUUCCUUUGCGGCUGG
This is a messenger RNA of Orbicella faveolata, 681 nucleotides long. RefSeq names its product FGGY carbohydrate kinase domain-containing protein-like. The record is from RefSeq and is a predicted model, not a curated record. NCBI's taxonomy places the organism in Eukaryota, Metazoa, Cnidaria, Anthozoa, Scleractinia, Merulinidae. Gene Ontology annotation, cellular component: cytoplasm. Gene Ontology annotation, biological process: pentose metabolic process; carbohydrate phosphorylation. Gene Ontology annotation, molecular function: D-ribulokinase activity.